Molecule: messenger RNA, 410 nt
Organism: Brassica oleracea var. oleracea
Lineage: Eukaryota; Viridiplantae; Streptophyta; Magnoliopsida; Brassicales; Brassicaceae
Exons: 2
Coding region: 72-410 (112 amino acids)
Source: RefSeq, a predicted model, not a curated record
CACAUUUUUUUUAAUAAAUACUACACCUUAAUGCCUCUGUACUCCACUUACAAAUAUUUAGAGAAAAAAAAAUGAAACACCUUGUACUUUUUAUAUUAGUUACUACAUACUUUAGGCUAAAUGAAGCUUGCAAAAAAAAUCAUGUUGUACUUCAUAACGAACUCGGUCCUGGUAAACUUCUCAAGUUCCAUUGUAUUUCCUUCAAAGAUAACUUAGGAAAUCAAACACUUAGCCUUCAAUGCCUCUCCAUAUAUCAUUGCAUUAUCCCGCGGAAGUCCUGCUCUCUUCCAGACAGAAUUAUCCCUAUAUGUGGCCAGAUACGUGUAUGGAUGGCCAAACUUGAUGGGAUAUACUUUUCAAGAAACUUAGAUACACCACCCGUUUUGGCACUACUCUUGAGCCUGGAAUAA